This is a messenger RNA of Triticum turgidum subsp. durum (durum wheat), 1704 nucleotides long. Lineage: Eukaryota; Viridiplantae; Streptophyta; Magnoliopsida; Poales; Poaceae. The record is from the annotation of a GenBank genome assembly.
AUGGCGUCGCCGGCGCUCAUCUCCGACACCGACCAGUGGAAGGCCCUCCAGGCGCACGUCGGCGCGAUCCACAAGACGCACCUGCGCGAUCUCAUGACGGACGCCGACCGAUGCAAGGCAAUGACGGCGGAAUUCGAAGGCGUCUUCCUGGACUACUCGAGGCAGCAGGCCACCACCGAGACCGUCGACAAGCUCUUCAAGCUGGCAGAGACCGCAAAGCUCAAGGAGAAGAUUGACAAGAUGUUUAAAGGCGAAAAGAUAAAUACCACGGAGAACAGAUCAGUGCUCCAUGUGGCUCUCAGGGCUCCAAGAGACGCAGUCAUAAACAGUGACGGGGUGAACGUGGUCCCCGAAGUUUGGGCUGUUAAGGAUAAAAUCAAGCAGUUUUCAGAGACUUUCAGAAGUGGCUCAUGGGUUGGGGCAACUGGGAAACCGUUGACAAAUGUUGUCUCAGUUGGGAUUGGUGGUAGCUUCCUUGGACCUCUGUUUGUGCAUACGGCUCUCCAGACUGACCCGGAAGCAGCAGAAUCUGCCAAAGGCCGACAACUGAGAUUUCUUGCAAAUGUUGAUCCAGUUGAUGUUGCACGGAGCAUCAAAGAUUUAGACCCUGCAACUACUCUUGUUGUGGUUGUCUCAAAGACCUUCACGACAGCUGAAACAAUGUUGAAUGCUCGAACUAUCAAGGAGUGGAUUGUCUCUGCUCUUGGACCUCAGGCUGUUUCCAAACACAUGAUUGCUGUCAGUACUAAUCUUAAGCUUGUCAAGGAGUUCGGAAUUGACCCUAACAAUGCUUUUGCAUUUUGGGACUGGGUUGGCGGCCGCUAUAGUGUUUGCAGUGCUGUCGGUGUUCUGCCCUUGUCUCUUCAGUAUGGAUUUCCAAUUGUUCAGAAAUUUCUGGAGGGUGCUUCCAGCAUUGACAACCACUUCCACACAUCUUCAUUUGAGAAAAAUAUACCUGUACUCCUUGGUUUGUUGAGUGUGUGGAAUGUUUCAUUUCUCGGAUAUCCGGCUAGGGCAAUAUUGCCGUACUCUCAAGCACUUGAGAAACUAGCACCACAUAUUCAGCAGCUUAGCAUGGAGAGUAAUGGAAAGGGUGUCUCCAUUGAUGGUGUUCGACUUCCAUAUGAGGCUGGUGAAAUUGAUUUUGGUGAACCUGGAACAAACGGGCAACACAGCUUCUAUCAAUUAAUCCAUCAGGGAAGAGUUAUUCCUUGUGAUUUCAUUGGCGUCAUAAAAAGCCAGCAGCCUGUUUACUUGAAAGGGGAAACUGUUAGCAAUCAUGAUGAGUUGAUGUCCAAUUUCUUUGCUCAGCCUGACGCACUUGCUUAUGGAAAGACUCCUGAACAAUUACAGAGCGAGAAAGUUCCCGAAAAUCUUAUCUCUCAUAAGACAUUUCAGGGCAACCGGCCAUCACUGAGUUUCUUGCUGUCUUCAUUAUCUGCCUAUGAGAUUGGACAGCUUUUAUCCAUCUAUGAGCACCGGAUCGCAGUUCAGGGUUUCAUAUGGGGAAUCAACUCGUUUGACCAGUGGGGAGUGGAGCUGGGCAAGUCACUGGCUUCUACAGUGAGGAAACAGUUGCAUGCAUCACGCAUGGAAGGAAAGCCCGUCGAGGGCUUCAACCCCAGCAGCGCAAGUUUGCUCACACGGUUUCUUGCGGUUAAACCAUCAACCCCAUAUGACACGACAGUGCUUCCAAAAGUGUAA